GCAUACGCCCAGAGCGGCACAGCGCUGUGCCCAUAGGCAAUCAGGACCAAUGGCGUCGUCCGAUGCCGGAAGUUUGGUCUUUUGUGUCACUCUGGUCGAUUUCCGCUGGGAUUUGAGGAUCUAGAAACGAAGGCGGCGCCAUAGAGAAGGAAUAAGGCAUUGCUAAGGGAAGCGAGGCUUUGUUAAGAUAUUUAGAAGAAAUGCUGCUGAGGACUGUUAUUUAACACUGGAGUUCUUCCUUCUCGCCGUCCACCACAAUGCCUCUUUCUGACUUUGUUUUGGCACUCAAAGACAAUCCAUACUUUGGGGCAGGCUUUGGCCUGGUGGGCGUGGGUACAGCGCUGGCUCUAGCCCGCAAGGGGGCCCAGUUUGGCAUGGUGGCUUUCAGACGGCACUGCAUGAUCACUCUGGAGGUACCAAGCAAGGACAAAAGCUACUACUGGUUGCUGAGCUGGAUCUCUCAUCAUGCCAAGCACACCCAGCAUCUGAGUGUGGAGACCUCUUACCUGCAACAUGAAAGUGGCCGUGUCAGCACGAAGUUUGAUUUUAUCCCCAGUCCAGGGAAUCAUUUCAUUAGGUAUCAAAGGAAGUGGAUCCGCAUAGAACGGAAUCGGGAGAAACAAAUGAUUGACUUGCACACUGGCACCCCCUGGGAGUCUGUCACCUUUACAGCAGUAGGCAGCAACCGAGAGAUUUUCUUCAACAUCCUACAAGAAGCCAAAGAACUGGCCCUGAGGCAGCAAGAAGGGAAGACGGUCAUGUACACUGCCAUGGGUGCUGAGUGGAGGCAGUUUGGUUUCCCACGGCGGCAGCGCCCACUAACUUCCGUGGUGCUUGAUGAUGGUGUUUCGGAGAGGAUUUUGCAGGAUGUAAAAGAGUUCAUCGGCAACCCAAAGUGGUACAUUGAGCGAGGUAUUCCCUAUCGGAGAGGAUACCUGCUGUAUGGGCCCCCAGGCUGUGGAAAGAGUAGCUUCAUCACGGCCUUGGCAGGAGAACUGCAAUACAGCAUCUGUCUUCUCAGCUUGAGUGAUCGCAGCCUUUCAGAUGACCGCCUCAACCACCUGUUGAGCGUGGCACCUCAGCAGAGCAUAAUUCUCCUGGAAGAUGUGGAUGCUGCCUUCAUCAGCCGAGACACAGCUACUGAAAACCCCAAUAAAUACCAAGGCAUGGGACACUUGACAUUUAGUGGCCUUCUGAAUGCACUGGAUGGUGUAGCUUCCUCUGAAGCCAGGAUAGUAUUCAUGACCACCAACCACGUGAACAGGCUGGAUCCAGCUUUGGUUCGCCCUGGCCGGGUAGAUUUGAAGCAGUACGUGGGACACUGUUCGCGGUGGCAGCUCGGACACAUGUUCCAGAGGUUCUAUCCAGACCAGCCGCUUGCUGUGGCAGAGCGGUUUGCUGAACAAGCCCUGUUGGUCUCCGAUCAGAUUAGUGCUGCACAAGUGCAAGGCCAUUUCAUGCAAUACAAGGCAGACCCAGAGGGAGCCAUUAAAAACAUGCACGCUGUUGUAUCCUGAUCAUGGGCAAGCACUGAGAAGACUACGCAUGCAACGUUCCUGAGAGGAAGAAUGGUCACAGAGCCGAUUCACACAAAACAAACCAGGCAUGAGUGUGAUGCUGUUUAUAUGCUGACCUCAAUGAGGUCUUCUUUUUGUCAAGAAAAUAAAAAAAAAUUAAACCAGA
This is a messenger RNA of Heteronotia binoei (common prickly gecko), 1683 nucleotides long. It is a transcript of the gene BCS1L, whose product is annotated as mitochondrial chaperone BCS1. Bases 258 to 1517 code for a protein of 419 amino acids. The record is from RefSeq and is a predicted model, not a curated record. The transcript is spliced from 8 exons. Gene Ontology annotation, cellular component: mitochondrial inner membrane. Lineage: Eukaryota; Metazoa; Chordata; Lepidosauria; Squamata; Gekkonidae. Gene Ontology annotation, molecular function: ATP hydrolysis activity; ATP binding. Gene Ontology annotation, biological process: mitochondrial respiratory chain complex III assembly; protein insertion into mitochondrial inner membrane from matrix.